Messenger RNA from Scophthalmus maximus (turbot), 8533 nucleotides. RefSeq names its product sodium channel, voltage-gated, type IV, alpha, a (gene scn4aa). The record is from RefSeq and is a predicted model, not a curated record. The transcript has 27 exons. Gene Ontology annotation, cellular component: plasma membrane; voltage-gated sodium channel complex; axon. Gene Ontology annotation, biological process: neuronal action potential; membrane depolarization during action potential; sodium ion transmembrane transport. NCBI's taxonomy places the organism in Eukaryota, Metazoa, Chordata, Actinopteri, Pleuronectiformes, Scophthalmidae. Gene Ontology annotation, molecular function: protein binding; voltage-gated sodium channel activity. The coding region runs from base 416 to 6064 and encodes 1882 amino acids.
GAAGCGUUUCCGCCGCCGAGGUGUCAAAGGUCCGAUCUGAUCCUACCUGGAGCGGACCGCUCCAGUUUCACUGCGGGGCACCACACUGCGUCAGCAACAGCUGUCCUGCGAACCCCUGCCCCUGGGCUGCCAGAGGGGGAGAAUUACGUCCUCAGUGUGUGAGGCUUGACGGAGGACUGGAUUCUUUUUUCUUCCAAGUUUCUUGGGAUUCUGUGGGAACAUAUUUGCCGGAUCGUGCAAAGGUAACCUGCCACCCCCUGCCUUCUCUUGUCCCCCCCUCACGAGUACGAGUUGAGCUGAGAGAUGACUCAUGACUGCUGAAUGGUCCUCGGAACACGGAAAAGUUUCCCUGUCAGGCUGCAGCAGCUUCUUCUAGGGAGACCCUGGUGAGGUGGUAUCCCUUCGCGAUGCGAAGAUGGCGACCGUGCUCCCUCCCCGAGGCACCGAAGCGUUCCGGCCCUUCAGCCAGGAAUCACUGGCGGAGAUCGAGAGGCACCAGGAGGAAAGAAAAAAGGCCGCAGAAGUAGAGGGCCACGAGGGGGAAGAGCCAGAAACCCCGAACGCUGACCUGGAGGCGGGCAAGAGCCUGCCCAUGAUCUUUGGAGACCCUCCAUCAGCACGGCUCAACACACCUCUGGAGGACCUGGACCCCUUCUACAAAGCACAGAAAACAUUCAUUGUGAUCAGCAAAGGAAACACAAUCUUCAGGUUCAACGCUGAACCAGCUUGCUACAUUCUGAGCCCCUUUAGCUUGGUUAGGAGAGGAGCCAUCAAAAUUCUCAUACAUUCAUUAUUUAGCAUGUUCAUCAUGAUUACGAUUCUGUCGAAUUGUGUAUUCAUGACGAUGAGCAACCCACCAGCAUGGAGUAAAACUGUUGAGUAUGUUUUUACUGGUAUUUAUACCAUUGAGGCAACAGUCAAAGUGUUGUCUCGAGGUUUCUGUGUUGGAUCUUUUACAUUCCUUCGAGAUCCAUGGAAUUGGCUGGAUUUCAUGGUGAUCAGCAUGGCAUACGUCACUGAGUUUGUUGACCUUGGCAACGUGUCAGCCCUCAGGACAUUUCGUGUACUUCGAGCCCUGAAAACAAUUACUGUGAUUCCUGGUUUGAAAACCAUCGUGGCCGCUUUGAUCCAGUCGGUGAAGAAAAUGGUGGACGUCAUGAUUCUGACUGUGUUUGCUCUGGCGGUUUUUGCCCUCAUCGGCCUUCAGCUCUUCAUGGGAAAUCUGCGUCACAAAUGUGUGCGGUGGCCCAUCGAGACAAAUGAAACGUCAUUUGAAUUUUUUAACACCACGUCCACAUUCGGAGACACUGCGUCUAUCAACGACACCAUGGGCGUCAAUCAAACAACGUACUCCAACAGUACCUUCAAUUUUUUGGAAUAUAUUGAAAACCCAGAGAAUCAGUAUUUUCUGGAAGGCAGCCUAGAUGCUCUUCUUUGUGGGAACAGCUCUGAUGCUGGAAAGUGCCCUGAAGGAUUCACCUGCAUGAAAGCUGGGAGGAACCCGAACUACGGCUACACCAGCUUCGACUCUUUUGGCUGGGCCUUCCUCGCCCUCUUCAGACUCAUGACUCAGGACUACUGGGAGAACGUUUUCCAGCUGAUCCUGCGGGCGGCUGGUAAGACAUACAUGCUGUUCUUUGUGGUGAUUAUCUUUCUGGGAUCCUUCUACCUCAUCAACCUCAUCCUGGCGGUGGUAGCCAUGGCUUACGAUGAGCAGAAUCUGGCAACUCAGCGAGAGGCAAUAGAGAAAGAGGAGGAGUUCCAGCGACUACUGGAGCAACUCAAGAAUCAAGACCAGGUUCAACCUCUUGGGAGCCAAGCCACUCUAACCAGCAAGAAGUCGCUCAGUCAUCACACGUCGCCUGAGUUGGCGGACGACGAAUUGAGUCUUGCAUAUGACCACGAAGUCAAGGAUUGUAAUGGGAGAAUCAUUCCCCAUCUGUUGAUCAGAGCACCCACCUUUGUUGAGUCUGCUGCAGAUUAUGAAAUCAGAGAGACGUCACUGGGCUCUGUGCACAGCAGGCUUCAGGUGGACGAGCCAGGCCUGAAACAGAGAUCUGCUAGUGUUGUGACUGUGCUCACUGCAGCUGCUAUGGAAGAGUAUGAAGACGCACAGAGGCCGUGCCCACCUGGCUGGUACAAGUUUGCCGACAAGUUCCUGAAGUGGAACUGCUGCACGCGCUGGGUGGUCUUUAAAAAGUGGGUGCUCUUUGUGGUGAUGGACCCUUUUGUCGACUUGGGCAUCACCAUCUGCAUUGUGCUCAACACCCUCUUCAUGGCCAUGGAGCACUACCCCAUGACCCCGGAAUUCGACCACAUGCUCUCAGUGGGGAAUCUGGUUUUCACUGGGAUCUUCACUGCGGAAAUGUUCUUCAAGCUCAUCGCCAUGGAUCCCUACUAUUACUUUCAAGUUGGCUGGAACAUUUUCGACAGCAUCAUUGUCUCGCUCAGUCUCGUGGAGUUGGGGCUGGCGAAUGUCCAGGGGCUCUCCGUCCUCAGGUCUUUCCGUCUGCUUCGUGUCUUCAAACUAGCCAAAUCCUGGCCCACGCUCAACAUGCUGAUCAAGAUCAUUGGCAACUCAGUGGGAGCAUUGGGAAACCUGACUUUGGUGCUGGCCAUCAUUGUCUUCAUCUUCGCCGUGGUGGGCAUGCAGCUCUUUGGCAAGAACUACAAGGACUGCGUGUGCAAGAUCUCCUUAGACUGUGAGCUGCCACGCUGGCACAUGCACGACUUCUUCCACUCGUUCCUCAUCGUGUUCCGCAUCCUGUGCGGGGAGUGGAUCGAGACCAUGUGGGACUGCAUGGAGGUGGCCGGAGUUGGGAUGUGUUUAGUUGUCUUCAUGAUGGUCAUGGUCAUUGGAAAUCUAGUGGUGCUGAACCUCUUCCUGGCCCUGCUGCUCAGCUCGUUCAGCGGAGACAACCUUUCGACGGAGGAGGACGGGGAGAUGAACAACCUCCAGAUUGCCAUCGGCAGGAUCACACGGGGCAUCAACUGGUUCAAAGCGUUUGCCAUGCAAACCGUUCUGCAGAUUCUAGGCAGAAACCCCAAGGAGCAAGAGGACGCUGCCAUGGAGGGCGCGGCCCCUAAAAUGGAGACAAUCGAAAUGAACCACUCGGACACCAGUCAGGAUUUAAAAAUGCCAGACGGGCUACCUAAUUGUUUGGUGGAAGGCCGGCCUUCUGGAUUUAUUGUGGAUGGAGAGCUCAGUCUCAAUGUGCCAAUCGCCCAGGGAGAGUCAGACUUUGAAUACCUGGAGGAGGAUGAUGAAGAUGAACAGAACUCAGAAAACUCAGAUGAUGAAGUAUGCCACAAAAUUAUGCCACAAAACACCAAACUGAUGGGUGCAAUAAAUGAUGGGGAUUCUUCGGUAUGCAGCACAGUGGACUAUCAACCACCUGAGCCUGAACCAGAGGAAGUGGAAGAGGAAGAGCCAGACCCAGUGGAGCCAGAGGCCUGCUUCACCGACGAGUGUGUGAGGCGCUGGCCAUUUCUGACCGUGGACAUCACCCAAGGUAGAGGCAAGAAAUGGUGGAACCUGCGCAGGACUUGCUUCACUAUUGUGGAGCAUGACUGGUUUGAGACCUUCAUAAUCUUUAUGAUCCUGCUCAGCAGCGGCGCUCUGGCCUUUGAAGACAUAUACAUAGAAAGACGCCGAACCAUCAAAACUAUUCUGGAGUUUGCUGACAAAAUUUUCACCUACGUCUUUAUCAUCGAGAUGCUCCUUAAAUGGGUGGCAUAUGGCUUCAAGACCUACUUCACCAACGCCUGGUGCUGGUUAGACUUUUUCAUUGUUGAUAUUUCCCUGAUAAGUCUAGUUGCCAACUGGCUGGACUUCUCUGACCUUGGACCAAUCAAAUCCCUCAGAACCCUCAGGGCACUAAGGCCACUUCGAGCAUUGUCCAGAUUUGAAGGGAUGAGGGUGGUGGUGAACGCUCUUGUUGGGGCGAUUCCCUCCAUCUUCAACGUGCUUCUGGUGUGUCUGAUCUUCUGGCUCAUCUUCAGCAUCAUGGGAGUUAACUUGUUCGCUGGCAAGUUCUACCGCUGCAUCAACACCACCACGGAGGAGCUUUUCCCCCUCACGGAGGUCAACAACAGGAGCGAUUGCAUGGCCAUCGAAGAAGCCACGCAGGAGGCGCGCUGGGUCAACGUCAAAGUCAACUACGACAAUGUCGGAAAAGGCUACCUGUCCCUGCUCCAAAUUGCAACUUUCAAAGGUUGGAUGGACAUCAUGUACGCUGCUGUCGACUCAAGAGAGGUCGAGGAGCAACCGUCUUAUGAGAUCAACCUGUACAUGUACAUAUACUUUGUCAUCUUCAUCAUCUUUGGCUCUUUCUUCACACUCAACCUCUUCAUCGGCGUCAUUAUUGACAAUUUCAACCAACAAAAGAAAAAGUUUGGAGAUAAAGACAUAUUUAUGACUGAGGAACAGAAAAAAUACUACGAUGCCAUGAAGAAACUUGGUUCCAAGAAGCCACAGAAGCCAAUUCCACGUCCAACGAACCUAAUCCAGGGCCUGGUGUUUGACUUCAUCAGUCAGCAGUUCUUUGACAUCUUCAUCAUGGUGCUCAUCUGCCUCAACAUGGUGACCAUGAUGGUGGAGACGGACAACCAGAGCGCGGAGAAGGAGGACUUCCUCUUCAAAGUGAACGUGUCGUUCAUAGUCAUCUUCACAGGAGAGUGUGUGCUGAAGCUCUUUGCCCUGCGACAAUACUUCUUCACCAACGGAUGGAACAUUUUUGAUUUUGUUGUGGUCAUCUUGUCAAUAGCUGGUACAAUGCUCUCAGACAUUAUCGAGAAGUACUUUGUGUCGCCAACUCUGUUCAGAGUGAUCAGACUGGCCAGGAUAGGCCGGAUUCUGCGUCUUAUCAAAGGCGCGAAGGGCAUCCGGACGCUUCUCUUUGCUCUGAUGAUGUCACUUCCUGCCCUGUUCAAUAUCGGCCUCCUGCUCUUCCUCAUCAUGUUCAUCUUUUCCAUAUUCGCCAUGUCAAACUUUGCCUACGUCAAAAAGGGGGCUGGGAUCGAUGACAUGUUUAACUUUGAGACGUUUGGCGGCAGCAUUGUCUGCUUGUUUGAGAUCACCACGUCGGCAGGCUGGGACAGCCUUUUGCUCCCGAUGCUGAACAGUAACGCUCCGGACUGCGAUCCAGACUUUGAGAACCCCGGCACGGAGGUGAAGGGCAACUGUGGCAACCCGGGCAUGGGCAUGAUGUUCUUCUGCAGCUACAUCAUCAUCUCAUUCUUAGUGGUGGUCAACAUGUACAUCGCCAUCAUCUUAGAGAACUUCAACGUGGCGCAGGAGGAGAGCGGCGAUGCACUCUGCGAGGAGGACUUUGAGAUGUUCAACGAGACUUGGGAGAAGUUCGACUUACAUGGAACUCAGUUCAUUGAGUAUAGCAAGCUCUCGGAUUUCUGCGAUACGUUGCAGAUGCCGCUGCGGGUGGCCAAGCCCAACCGGCUUCGCCUGAUUGAAAUGGACCUGCCCCUGGUCAUCGGGGACAGGAUCCACUGCCUGGACGUCCUGUUGGCCGUCACACAGUUGGUCCUGGGCGACACUGUGGAGAUGGCGGCGAUGCGGCUGAGCAUAGAGGCCAAGUUCAUCCUGAGCAACCCCACCUCAGACUCCUUUGCACCGAUCACCACGACGGUACGCCACAAAGAAGAGGAGAGUGCCGCUGCGGUCAUCCAGAGGGCCUACCGCAACCACCUGCUGAAACGCUGCACGCGCCACGCCGCCUUCAUGCACCGCUCUAAGAGAAUGGGUGGGAAGGACGAAGGUGAAGAUCCACCAGAAAAAGAAGGGCUGCUCGCCAGAAGGUUGGGAGUGCUCUAUGGCAGCAAUGUGGACCUGGCGCAGAAGAUGGAGCAGGCUGCUUUAGAAGCUCUAGCAAGGCAGGGGCCUCCCAGUCGUGAGACAAUGUCACCGGGAGCCCAGUGUGGUCCAGAACCACCGGACACAAACACCCUGGUUGUACCUGUAGAAAUUACUAAUGAGGUUUUAUUACAUUCUGCCCCCCAACAACACCUCCUGUCCCUGCAGGCGAAUCUGAGAGAGUCAAUUGUAUAACAAACAGCACUGUUUUUUUUGUUUUUUUUGUUUUUUGUUUCUUUACCAGCUAAGGGAGUAGUGUUAGUUAAGUCUCACCGACGACGCAGAAUUUUUCCACACAAGAUGAAAAGGUCACGCAGUGCUAAUGAAUGUUUUAAACUUAACAGACAAUUCCUGUUUAUUUUAAUGCGACAUUUAAAUUGUCUUUUUGGCUUAAAUGUGAAACUGGUGUGCAUGGUUUUCUCACAUAAUAACAACCAUAUAGACAUGAGCAAAGAUAAACUCUGUGAGUGAUAAAUGAGAAAGGGAGAUAAAUAACUUUGAAUCCACAUCACGUUGUGCCUGUGAUGCUUUUUCUUUGUGUAACUGGACUUUGACUGAGGUAAAUUUGACUUCAAUUGACACCCUCAAAUCAAGGGCACAAUUAAAAAUUAAUUGAUCAGGAUUUAAAUGAACACCGGCUUCAUUUUUUUGGACUCACUGUCCAGCCAAUCGCAGUGGACCAGAAUUUGACAAAUUUCUAGGGCAAGAAGAAUCUUGAAACUGCAACUUUGAGCAAGGUUUUUUUGCCGGCCUUAAAACAAUCCUACACACAUUUCACACAUUUUUAACACGCAAUAUGCUUGAGGCCUUUAUUUAGGUCGGCGAUAAGUUCAGAAAAACCAAACCAUGCGCCCCAGUUUCUGACCAAAGAGCAACUUCAUCAUCACGUGGACAUCAUGUAGGAUUUCCUGCUGUGUUCGUGUCACAUACACAGUUUGUACACACGCGCAAACGACCAGUUUAAAGGGGAAAAGAAAUCAAUCGUCAUCACCAAUGAUUUUGCUUUCUCUGGCGUGACGUGAAUGCAGCACUAUUAUCCUUUUCUACAGAGCAAUAUUUUUUUUAAAUGAAUUUGUAUGCACAACAUUACUUAAUCAUGAGAGUCACAUUGACACUGAACCAUUAUUAUAGUAAUUGACUCACUUAUUUCAUGAAUAAAUAAUUACUUUAAGUCACUUUUAUGUGGAACAGCACUAAAUGCUAAUUUUUUUCGAUUAGACACCAAAUUAUUCUCUGUGGUUGAAAUUAGUUGUGAAUUAUUAUCUAAGGGAAUAAAAGUGGAUCCGAUUCGUCCCAGUCCACCAGUGAAACCCUGAUUUUCUGAUCAUCACGACUGGCUCACUUUUCAGACGGCCCCGUUUUAUAUUGCACUAUUUUUACCCCUUCCAGGUCAAGUUAGGGCAGUUGACUAUGUGAGGCCGUCCUGUUUUCCUAAGAUGAUUUCAUCACUGAUAUUCGCAUGUCUUACAAAAUGUUUCAUCUGUUUUCUAUGAUUUUUCCCCCCUCGAUAUGAAAAAGGGAACCCAAAGCCAUGGGUUUUACAUCUCAGCAUUCAGGUUUAGAGGCCGUCUGUGACUGUGAACUUAAGACGUAAUGUUUACAUGAACAUGGCUGAAUAACAGUCUAUUAAACAACAAUAACUCUUGCACUAACGUACGAGUCCUUCGGUGCUUACCUGUACAUUUUAAAUGGAGUUCUGCCUCAGGUUAGAUCAUGUGCACAAUCUGACUUUUCAACUGAUCUAAAGGGGAAUUUCUAGCCCCACACUAGCUCAGCGUGAAGUUAAAUUUGAAAAAAGCCACAACCUUUUCAAUAUCUACUUAUCUCCAUAUUUUAACACUGUGGAUCUAUUCAUCCCGAGUCUGUCCUCACACAGAAAGGUUCGAUUCAUCUGCUGUUUUGCAAGUCUUAACUGAAUUUCAAAUGUCUUACUCUACUACUGUCUACUGUCUUACUAUAAAUAUAAUGAGCACUUUUACAGAUUUCUAGUUUGUUGUUGUUGUUGUUGUUUUUUACAGUAGACAACAGAAGGUCGCCUCUUCUCUUGUUUGUGUGUUCAUCGCUGUUUUAACAUCAAACCCUGGAGGGGGAAAAAAAGAAAAAUCAUGAAUACUUCCUCUGUGAGGUUUCUCUUUGUCUUAUCCUGCUGCCGCAGCGUGGCGGUUAUCUUCCUGUCUGGGAGACUGUAAUGUGACCUGCAUCAAUCUUAUUUUGCAUCGACACACCACUGCGCCGCUUCGCCGUCGUCUCCCCUGAUGGUACAAUCAUACUCACAAGACGGUGUCCUCCUUUUGUUUACAGGGAAAUCAUCACCCCACACACCCACAGUCAGUGUUGCCUGUAUAUAUACUUUUUUUUUCUCUUUCUUCUGUAUUGUAUAUUUAUAUCACUUUGUUAUUGUAAAGAAUUGUAAAAGAUAUUGUUAGAAUAAAAAGACUUCUUGUAGGGAAAAGCAGGCUGUGGGUUUAUGUCGUUGCCUGUGGAGCUACACGGGUUCACUGAGGCCCUCUGGUGGUGAGAAACAGACUGCACCUGGGAGACGAGUUGUGAAAUUGUGUAUAUCAGCAGUGUAUAUUUGUGCGUAAAAGGUUUUGAAAUAUUCUGAAUAUACUCAACAUCACCAGAUCCAAUAAGGUGCCUGUCUGCAUCUAAAUGCUUUCUGAC